AUGUGCAAGAAUGAUUAAUUAUAGUGUAAACAGUUUUGUGUAUGUUUGUGAGGUAGAACUAUGCAGACUCUCUCUCAACUAUGCAGACUCUCUCUAUCCUCCUUUAGUAGCUGCCUUAUGGUAGAAAUUAAGGGAAUGUCUAUUAUGGAAUAAAAAACUUUCAUUUAGAAAGUAAAACUUUCUAAAGAAGAAGCAGAAAUGAAGCAUGGGUAACCUCAAAUAUGUCUAUCAAUAGCCUGGUUCUCACAAGACACAGGAAACUGAAAACAAUGAGGUGCUACGAGUCUGAACAGUUCUGCAGAAAUGGUAGCAUAAUUAAACAUUAUGAAAAUGAAAAUGCAUGGAGAGUGCAUUCAAAUGCAUUUACUUUGAACGGAUACAUGUUUGUUUUGAGGAAAUGAAUGAAUUGCACACCGAGUCAUUUUUAUUGACUGUAGUUUUGAGAUUACUGUUGUUAUGCCUGCUGACUAAUUUGUGAAGUCCUGACAAGCAGCGCAACUUCUGCAUCAAUGACAUUUCAUGGUAUCUAUUUCUCCAAACCUCAUUUUGCUGUUAGUGCUCACCACAUUUUAGCCUUUCAAGGAUGAAAAAAAAUCAAUAUGGAUUCACACACUCAACUCCAUCUCUGUAUAGUCAUCCUAUUCACAGGGAGUGGUGCUGCAACAGGGAAAGACGUUUUAUACUCUGAGCAAAAACACUGUCAAAAAGAACUAUGUCUUCAGACCUCGAGAAAGCAAUGAUAACCAUCGUAAAGAUCUUCCACAAAUACUCCGGACACAAGUGUAAGCUGAAAAAAGCCGACCUUAAGGAUCUCAUUAACAACGAGAUGACCCAGUUUAUCAUGAAAAUUCAGGACAAGGAUACCCUUGACUUCCUUUUUUCUGAUCUGGAUCAGAACGGAGAUCGAGAGAUCGACUUCCAAGAGUUCAUUCCUCUUAUUGCCAUGGUGACAUCAGCGUGCCAUGAUCUGUUUAUGGAAGAUCAUUAACACACUCGACUCACUAACUCAGUUAACUACAGAUAAUCACCAAUAAUAAACUCUGCUUUAUGUGAAGUUUUGAUUUUUAUUGAAAGAAUCCUGCAUUUGGUUCUGUUGUAUUUAUUUCAUGAUGUAUUAAGAGCAAGCCAUCACUGGACACCCCACUGAUGUAACAGAAGUGCCAAACCAUUUUUUCCCACCGGUCGUUGAUAUGCAGAUUUGUUGGAGUUAUAAAUAUUAAAGCUUAAAUUUGGAUUGAAUUAAAUGGUUUUUGGCUUGAUUAGCCAUCUUGUUCUGAAAACAUACAAAAAAAAUUUAAAUAAAUAAAUACUCAUUCAAGUAAAUACUUGCUGAUGCAUGAACUGAUUUAUGCAAUUCAUUUCAUGCUAGCUGAUGAUGUAAAGGACCGACCCUUGAGAUGAGCAAUAGGCCACAAGUAAGGGAAAGGAAAAAAGGGUGUGUUGUAACUAAGCUGCGUCUGCCUUUCUUAAAUGACUUUCCAGGAAUGUCAGGAUGCGUGGCCACGAGUCUU
Tachysurus fulvidraco (yellow catfish) is the source of this 1511-nucleotide messenger RNA. RefSeq names its product protein S100-B-like. Gene Ontology annotation, biological process: positive regulation of cell population proliferation; positive regulation of canonical NF-kappaB signal transduction. The record is from RefSeq and is a predicted model, not a curated record. Gene Ontology annotation, molecular function: RAGE receptor binding; calcium ion binding; transition metal ion binding. NCBI's taxonomy places the organism in Eukaryota, Metazoa, Chordata, Actinopteri, Siluriformes, Bagridae. The coding region runs from base 713 to 988 and encodes 91 amino acids. Gene Ontology annotation, cellular component: cytoplasm; nucleus. The transcript is spliced from 3 exons.